Molecule: messenger RNA, 588 nt
Organism: Penicillium odoratum
Lineage: Eukaryota; Fungi; Ascomycota; Eurotiomycetes; Eurotiales; Aspergillaceae
Exons: 3
Coding region: 1-588 (195 amino acids)
Source: RefSeq, a predicted model, not a curated record
AUGUUCGAAAUUUGGCACUGGUCACCCGUGCAGGGCAGUGAUCGUCAGGACCCACCUAGCGAGUGGUCUACGCUGACUACCUGGGUCCAACAUACCCACCACCGGUUGACCUCUCUAGCCAGUAGAGUCUGGUUGCGGGAAAUCAUUCGCUACCUGAACCCGUCCACCGGCAAGGUAACGGAUCUCUAUACCAAACUAGAUUACGAUGCUGGAUUUAGCAUCCUAGCCGCAUCGACUGGUGCUGAGCGCCCAGCAGUCACAAAUGCCAUUCUCGAUUCUAUUGCGGAUACUGUCCUUCCCGCGCUGGAAGCCCAGGCUGCUUUCGAGGCGACGAGGAACUAUGUGGGCACGUACGACUCUACGGACUCUGUCAACUUGACUAUUACUGUUGCGUUCAAUAAGUCUUCUGUUAUAACGUCGAAGUCUGGCUUGAGUAUUACGCGCUGGAUCUCGAAUGGGACGGAUGUAUUAGCGUCAGAUCGAGUCCAGGGUGGUCGACCGAGGCUUUUGCUUAGUAUUCCUAAGCAGACGGUGGAAGGGAAGGAAGGUCAGGUGGCUUUUCAGGUUACUCCUCAGCCGCAGCUUUGA